AUGAGCAGCCGCCGUUCGUCCAGGACAUUGAAUCUGUUGCAACAAGGCAGUAGUACACUGAGCAGCCGAUCAUCAUCGACUUUGGCGGACGAGAAUGCUGCGUGGAAUUAUCCGUCUGCCAGUGACGUUCCUGUUGGCAAAUUCAAUGGGUAUCUCAUUUGGGAUCGUGAUCCCACCUCGGACACUCUCAAGAUCUUGUAUACCUGUCUCACGGUCUUGGGUCUGCUGUACAUGAUAUUUUCGGCAGCUGUCAUCACAACGCUGUUUCGUGUGGAUACUAGUUGGGACCACACACAUGGCUUGGACUUCCAGAAUAAAAAUGCACUACUGGGAUUUCCCGAAUUGAUUUCCGCUACCUUGAAUCUUCCCCUCUCCAAGGUGUGGACCAUCCUGUACACUACCCUGGGCAUCUACGGCUUGCUGGUUGUGGCUGACGUUGUGUUGGGCUUCACAAGUUCCAGCAGCAACAACAACAACAAACGCACACAUCCAUGGCCGACGGCCUGGAAGACGGACAAUACCCUGUGCUACCACGACAUGUUUGCAGAACCAACUCGGUUUGGACGACUGUUGAGACGACCUGGCAAUACACUCUCCAAUGGUACCUACUUGUUGGCAUCCUUGUGCGUUCUUUGGUCGAGUCUCUUUCACCGCCAGAGUGUCUUUUGGAUGUCGGACAUCCUCUAUGGAAUCAUGCUGUUUCUGCUCGCUGUCUUUUCCAAUUUGUGGCAUGCAUCCAAUGCUCCCUGGAGCCAAUAUCCUGACCUUUGGUCCAUGGAUAGCUGCAUUUCUUAUCUGAUUAUCCGCUGUGUCUGCUUUGGUGUCAUGUGUCAAUUGCGAAAGGUAUUAUUGUACAAUCAAUCAGAAACGAUUGCUGCUGUGACAUGUUUGCUGAUUUACAUGGUCGUCAUUGCGGCACUCGCCAAGUACAAUUACGGAUUCUUUCAAAAAGGAUGGCUGGAUGGGCAUUGUCCCUUUUCAGCACGAAUGCUGUUGAUGGGAAAGGGAGAUUGGUUUGGUGCUGGGCAGAGGGAUUGUCACGUGGUUUGGGUGUGUGCCUUUGCCACCUUGCCCGUCUUCUAUACGGCCCUUCCCACUUUGAUCAAUGUGAUGUUGGCUACUUCAACAGGAUCGGUGACAGCUGCCAAUUGGGCCUUUCGAUGUUUGGUCAUCGGAUGGACCUAUCGAAUGUGGGAACGAUUUGUGAUGGAUGGUUGCGUCUUGAUGAACUGGUUUCUUGUUGUCCCACAACCCAAAGGCAAUCAUAAUGAUUGCAGCAGCAAACCUAAUGUGCUGCUGACAAUUGGAGCUGCCAUUUGUUCGCCCACAGCAGUCAUGCAUUUCUUCACCGGCCUCACACUCUUGACAGGAUACAUGCAUGCCCGUUCCUGUGAGUGA
Messenger RNA from Seminavis robusta, 1398 nucleotides. NCBI's taxonomy places the organism in Eukaryota, Bacillariophyta, Bacillariophyceae, Naviculales, Naviculaceae. The record is from the annotation of a GenBank genome assembly.